CACACACACACUUACUCAGGCUUGUCAGUGGAGGAUGUUGCCGCUGCUCGGAGCUGAUGUACAUGCUUGGCGUUGUGUCAGCCGGGAUCGAGUGUGUGCGUUGCAUUCUUCACCUUGCUGGAUCUGCAUUAGUGAUGGAGUGAGAGACAGAGCUGGUCUGGAGCUCCUGUGAAUGGUGUCAGUAGGUCUUUAGCACAGAUUCUCCUCAGUGUGUGUGUGUGUGUUUGUGUGUGUGUGCUGGGCUGAUUCAGCUGGAAUGAUCCGACCAUAAGGAUUCAGGAGUGUUUUAUUGACUCUGCCCUGGAGUGGCAGCUGAAGGGUGAGGGGCUGGAGAGCUGGAGCACAGAUGUAAUAUCACAGGACCGCGAGAUGUCAGAUCCUCUGUAGGGGCUUUUCGGACUGCCCCACGAUGGGAAACAGCAUCCAGAAGAAGAAGAAAGUCCAGACAGAGUCAGAUCCAUCUUCACCCGCCUCCUCCAGCCCGAUUUCGAGCCCCAGCCGGGAAAGAUCUAAGAGCAUCUGGCUGUUCGGCCGUCCAGACAGGCUGAAAACAGCUGGCCCAAAGGGGAAUGAAGACCACAAGAGGCUAACGGUCCACUACACGACCUCGCAGCACUACCAGGAGAAUGUUUUCAUUGAGGGCAGCAGGCCACAGUACCUGGAGAACCUGCACAUCGAGGCUCAGGAGGGACUCAAGAUACAGCAACAAGAAGAAAACAAGAACGGAGUGAACUUCCCCGAUGAUGAAAGCAUUGCUUCCACAGACACCCUCCGCCCGGAGCAGGGUAUCAGCUCCAAGGACGGAGGAGGCUCUCCGGACUCAGGAUCCACCACCGGAAACACUGACAACACAGUGACCUCCACCGUGUCGACGAGGCCUGUGCUCACCCGCCAAGGUUCUACAUUCAAGCCUCUAAAUCCAGUGAAAAGGUUAGACAAGAGCAAGAAGAGGAGCAGAAGGACCACCAUUAUGGGUAUUCCCAACCAAGUCCAAAAAGAGCUUGCUCUGCACCGAAACUCCACCUUUCAGCCACUCGUCUCAACACAGCUCUCCAGUAAAGACAGACAAAUAUGUGACGGUCAGCCAGGGGUUGUUAUCAUUCCCACUGUCGAUGGAGGGACUCCAGCGGCAAAAAAAGAGGGAGCAAGAGUGCAUCUUUCAGAGCUCGAGCAGACAUUCAGUGAUGAUCAGCUGGUGAGGAAGCAUCUUCAAAUGAUGUAUCAAGAUGAGCAGUCCCUGAACCACCAGGGGUUUGGUACCUAUCUCUGCCCUACCUCCAACCUGAGACCCAAGUCCCUUGCAGUCCCAGGCAUGACAACUUCCUCCUCAUUUACUCCUUCGAUGUUCAGCUUCCUUCAGGAGGCUCAGGGCCCAGUGAUGUCCAUUUCCCCUCAAGCCACCUACUUGUCUACCAUCAUCCCAAAUGCGAUUUUGCCAGCCUCAGUUGAAGUCAUUGAAAUUGACCGCAGCAGCAGUCGAACUCACAGUAGCAGCAUCAAUCAUGGCGGCAGUGUUCGCACCGUAAGCAAAAGCAGUCUGACAUCUGGGGACUCAUCAGUCAGUCCUUUGUUGUCCAGAAGAUCAGAUGAUGACGGUUCCCAAAAUGAGUCCUCGCAAAUUCCAGCAUCAGUUUCGGGUUCAAACUGGAGCGAAUCUUCAAGGACAGUAAAGUCAAAUUCCUCUCCUGUGUCAUCGAAGGCCAGUACACGCAGUGGUAACUCACAACGAGCGGGUCUUAGUAUGCAUGAAGGCAAGACAGAGCAGACUCAUGGGGACCAGGACCUUGUCAGUCUCGGUAGCUCAGUGAGUGUAAUUAGCAGUCCUAAUGGGAAAAGUGAAAAUACUGUCACAGAACUGGGUGUAUCAGACUCAGUAGCCGAUAGGGAGCAUCCAAAGCGCAGCUGCAAUCGCAGCCUUUCCAUUAUGAAGACCAAACAGCCUCCGGCACCACCGAGAAGGACAAACUCUCUGCAUGGGAACAAGAUUAGAGGACACCCCACAGUUCAAGUGUAUAACGCAGAUCUCAAUGACCACCAAACUGUGGAAGUGAUAACUGGCACAGAAAAUGUACCUGAAGAAAUUAAAAAGUUAUCCAACACCGAUCAGGAAAUAAUUCCAAAUAUAACAACCUCCUCAGGUUCUCCAGAUUUUUCCUCCACGCCUUUAAAUCUCACACAGGAUACUUCCACUGAAGCUGGAAAAGCAACAGAGCAAUCGUCAGAAUAUGGAAAUUCCUCCCCUCGGAAAACUCUCUCAGAGGGGGGGAAAUUUGAACGGACAAUGUCACCUUCCAGUGGAUACUCUAGUCAGAGUGGCACUCCAACUCAUUCCCCAAAAGAGAUCUCCCCAACUUCCCCAGAAAAGCAGAAGAAAACACCAGUCAAACCAGAGAGAUCAGUGUCUCGAGCCUCAUCUUCAGCAGCUUCUCCUUCGUCCUCCCUGACGUCUUUAUCAUCUGGCACAUCUGAGCUUGCCAAUACAGACAUUUCACUGUGUAGCUCCAGUCUGCCUCCACAUACAUCCUUACCUAAUGCUGCAACAAAAGAGCCGUCUUUGGAAAACGAUCCUUCAUCUUUCACAAAGGAAAUCAAAGAAUUGUUGAAUAUUCCACCUCCUCCCAAAGUCAAAGCGCCAUGUCCUCCUCCACCAGAGACAUGGGCUCACAACAGACACACCUUUGAGCUCCUUUGUGGUUCGCACACUAGUAUAAACAAAGUUGUCCAGAAACCAGCACAGCAACAUGAUGACACAAAUGAACAGAUUGGGAACGAGGAAGAACCCAGAAAAGAAACGCAAGUUUCAGGCGAAAGCCAGACAGAAGCAGAAAAAUCUCUAUUAGAAGAAAGACAAACAAAGCAUCCUGACAUUGUACAUAGUGAGCGGGAGGGCGAGGAAAGUACCAGACAAGAGAAUCCUUUAACUGAGAACAAAGAUGAAGCAGAUGUAGUUGUUCUGAGUCAAGAAAAGGCUUGUAGUUCUGUUGUGAAUGAAUUAGAGAUUCAAGUGACAACUCCAAAGAAAGAGCCACCUCCUGUCAUGAAGAAGCCCAAUAUGGCACUGCACAGAGAGGAAACCCGGGUGACAGAACAGUCGUCAAAGACUCAGCAGAAGAACACAAAUGGAAGUGCCACGCCAGAAAUUGAGUUAACUGUGGAGGACCAUACAUCUUCACAGAACAAUCUCACAGUUAUGACUGACAAAAGUGAGGAUGAGACAGAGAAAAGUGAAGCCCCAUCAGUGCAAACACUUGCAAUAGAAGCCCCUAAGCUUACAAAAGCCUCACCACCACCAACACCUCCUCCUGCCUAUCAUCCUACACCUCCUCCAUCAAGGAAGACACCAUCAUCAGUUUCUGUGCCACUGAAUGAACUGCAGAGGGUACAGGAGGAGAUGCAUGCUGUGGAGUCUUGCUGGCCACCUCCACCCCCUCCUUUGGAAGGGGACCCUGCAUUUGAUGGAGCCGAUGAAGUGGACUUUCCACCACCUCCUCCACCUUUUCUAGCAGACAUUGGGCCAGAGGUGAUGGACAAUAGCAUGACACAGGUGGAUACCCUUAACGGUAGUACCUUGGAACAUUCAGACGUGCACGCAACUAGUUUAGAAGCGGCUUCCCCUGACGAUGAGCCACUCGUUGAGCAGCUUUCAGACACUAAUGCCGGAGAAGAAGACGUUUCCUCUGCAAUAGAGCAGAAUGUUUCACUUGCUGCAGAGAGUGUCUCACCUGCAUUAUUGGAAUCUCCUCCGAUACCAACUCUUACAAGAGCAGAGAGCCCUGUAUCAAUCAUAGCUGCAGGUCCUCCAACCAAUUUUUUGACUCAAAGUUCUCUGAAAAUUGAGGACCAGUGUCCCCCUUCCAUUCCCAACAAUGUUCAACCUCCAGCACCAACAACCGUGCCACUUGCCCCCGCUCUACCAGCAGAGACUUUGACCCAUGGGGUGAAUUUCAGAAGGCAACCCAGUGUACCACAUAGAGACACGAGAAACAAAGAGCUCCUUUCACGGCACAAAAGCGCGCUCAUUCCUAAGGAGGAUGCUAAUAUACCUCUUGUCACGCCGUCCCUGCUCCAGAUGGUUCGUCUCAGAUCAGUCAACAUGACCGAUGAUCAGGUAAAAGCUCCCACUCAGGACACCAAACCCACAGACGAGAGCCCGCCAGUUGAGGAGAGCUGUGUCGCCUCAGUACAAGGAUCUCAGAGCAUUCCUCAAAAGCCCAUUCGCAAGUCUCUGUCACUAAAAUCUCCUCCUCAGCAUGUGAAAACCUCCUCUGUGAUAAUGAGCACACCAUCGAUGCGCCUGCAGGAAGCCAUACGCUUGAAAACAGCUGCCAUGUCUUCGAGAGACAGCCUUUCCUCGAGGCUGGGGGUGAGAUCACCAAUGUAUAGCUGCAUUGCAGACCCAGGAGCUUUGUCUCUGAAAUCACCCGAGGCGUGCGACAUGCACAAAUCUCCAGCCUCUGCUGCAAGCUUCAUCUUCUCCAGAAGCACAAAGAAAGUUGUUGUGGAGUCGGCGGCUGCCUCCACCCCUGAAGCCCAAGCAGCUUUGAAGCAGAACUUGGUGUCGGAGCUCCUGCUGGUGUCUGACCAAUCGAAGGCUGCCACUUUCUCAAACGGUGGAGUGAAGUGUGAUAAAGUCCCUCCACCAGUUGCAAAGAAGCCGGCCCCUGGAAGCGUCAGUCCCUCACACAAUCAUUCCCCAAGUUCAAGGGUGGAGCUCAGCAUCAAAGGGAAUGGCGCCAACGGAGGAGUGCAACGCAAGAGUGGAAUAACACUUCCCGAAACAACUACGCGAGUGACAGCGGACACAAUUGAGACACUGUUCUGAACAAGCCGAGAUCCAGACGCCCUCCUGAGGAACAAGCAAAGACUGACUGAAUCGCAUUACUGAGAGACAUUCAGCUCAACUAUCCGAGUGUUGCUUUCUGUUAAGUCUCAUCCAAAAGCCUUAGCCUGUAAUGGCCUUCCUUCAUAUUUAUGCAAAAAAAACAAAAGGGUGACUCCCAGUUUCUUAAAAUAGCUUUAUGGUGGAGUAUUUUUCUAAGGAAUAGUUUAUCUCCUAUUAAGGCCCCUCAGGGUGAUUGGUCAACUGAGAAUCUUUGGCUUGUCCCAGAGCAGCUUAGAGCAAAGACUUCACAAGCAUUUCUGUACAGAAGUUUUCUGUCUGAUUUUUUGUUUUUUUGUUUCGUUGUAAUAUACUAAUGGAGAAUUCUCACAUGGGAAUUUUCACAGAUGACAAAUUUAUAGAAUGGAAGAUUAGCAAGACAGGAUGGAUAUGAACUACUCGCUUAGACAUCUGAAUGAUGAAAACAUCGCAACACUUAGUUUCAGCUGUGCUUUUUGCCGUGUGAAGCAGAAUUUGAGAAAAACUGAUGCAGAUAGCGGCACUGUCAUACAGCGUUUGAGGGAAAAA
Salarias fasciatus (jewelled blenny) is the source of this 5407-nucleotide messenger RNA. It is a transcript of the gene nhsl3, whose product is annotated as NHS like 3. Lineage: Eukaryota; Metazoa; Chordata; Actinopteri; Blenniiformes; Blenniidae. The record is from RefSeq and is a predicted model, not a curated record. The coding region runs from base 410 to 4822 and encodes 1470 amino acids. Gene Ontology annotation, biological process: cell differentiation. The transcript is spliced from 9 exons.